AUGGACCCCUCACGUCGAGGCCAGCCUCGCCUCUCCGUACGCCUUCCCUCCGUCAACCUCGCGUCCGACAUCAGCAACACGGUCGUCCCCCUCCCAGACCUGCCACCCAUCUCGGCGCUCUUUCUAAUCGACUUUGACGUCAAAGCCGGUUACACAAUCGCCUGGAAGCAGGCUGCCCCCGGCAUCGAGCUCGAGGGUCUCGUCGAGUACAAAAGCUUGCCAUCCGGCCUGCACACGGUCUCCGAUGAUCUCAUCUAUUUCGUCCACGAAGGUGCCCAUGCAGGGCUGAGCGCCUUCGUCAACAUGCCCUGCGACGAAGAGGAUGCCCGCAAUGCGCGCAUGAUUGCCGUCGGUGUUCUCGUGCCCCUAAGCUAUGGAAGGCUAGGCCGCGCCUGGCGUCAUGCCGACGGGCUCAAGGAGCUGGCAGUCAAGCUGGCAGAGGACCGCAAGCGGACCGGCCUCCUCGAGGCAUACUGGUCAAAAGCCAAGAGCCAGGAGGAACCAGUGCCGGAUCUGCCCCGGACCGACGCUCUCCUCGAAUCGCCUCUCGUGGGCGCGCACACGCCCAAGUUGAAGCAGCGUUUGCGACCGCUCUUCUCCAUCGGCGUCCACGACAUCAAUUUCUUGCAAGAAGAUUUCGAAGCCUCCAAGCGCCCGAGGACGAAAACGGACGACAAUGUGGCUAACGAAGCGGGUACUGGCUGGGUUGCUUGCACGACCGAUAGCAUCCUGGCCAUGAAGGAUACGCUGUGGGACAUGCUGAUUACCAUGCCACCCCCGUAUGCGCCCAAUGCAAAGGAAAGGGUCUGGCCGACAGUGGAAUGUCCCCAGGGUGUUCCGGUUCGGGCGACCCAGCGUGAUCUCCGUCGGUUCCGUGCCCUCAAGGGUGGGCUUUCUCGCCUGAAGACGACAACGCCGGGGCCCCGUCCCGCCGCUGAGAGCCCCCCCGCAGAACACACGCCAGGCAUCCAUCUCACGACGGGUGCCUUUCCCAGCACAGGCGUCGAUUCGGACGAGGCGCUCGAUAAGAUUGUCGAGCCAAUCAGUUGGACGGCGCUUGCCUAUAGUGGCUUCCUCUGGUGGGCAAGCGCAGGUGAGCAGGGUCGCAGCGACGAACAGGAGGAGGCAGCACUGGAUGCGUCUCUACUGGCAGAUCUGGGCCCUUCGACGCCGAGCAUGUCGGCGCCAUCAUCAGGCCGAAGGCUGAGCGGCGGUAUGGGUGACUCGGUCAAUUCCCUGGCCGGACGUCGAGCUACGCUGUCGACCGAUGACGACGAAGCCAGGACGGAGCUAGCCAUCAUAGCCUACUUUCACCGCCUCACGACACAGAUGCUGUCAGUCAUGGCAGACGCCGUGGACAACUCGGAGCAGGAGCGCUACGAGGAUGACGAGGACGAAGACACAGAUGCCGCGGUUGACGAAAGCGAGGAAAGCAGUCCGCUCCAGCGGGGCGUGACUGGCAGGGAAGAGCUCGGCCCAGUCCAGCUCGGCAGUCACGCCGUGGAGAGCAUGGGCCUCGAUGUUUGGAACGGUCACGACGCCCACUUUGUCCGCGAGCUAGCGGCACUGUACUUUGAUCGCGAAGUACGCAUCGAGGGCAAGGGGGUUGAAGUUUGCGGGGUACGCGUGUGUUAG
Verticillium dahliae VdLs.17 is the source of this 1635-nucleotide messenger RNA. RefSeq lists its product as uncharacterized. Gene Ontology annotation, cellular component: lipid droplet. The record is from RefSeq and is a predicted model, not a curated record. The transcript is spliced from 3 exons. The coding region runs from base 1 to 1635 and encodes 544 amino acids. Lineage: Eukaryota; Fungi; Ascomycota; Sordariomycetes; Glomerellales; Plectosphaerellaceae.